This is a messenger RNA of Rotaria sp. Silwood2, 399 nucleotides long. The record is from the annotation of a GenBank genome assembly. NCBI's taxonomy places the organism in Eukaryota, Metazoa, Rotifera, Eurotatoria, Philodinida, Philodinidae.
AUGGUUAAAUUAUUAUUGUUGUUUUCAAUAUUAAUUGGUAUUAUAUUACCAAUGGAAUGUUUUUUAGGUGGAAUAAGACGCACAUGUCAUUGUAAAUCUGUUUCGGAUACGGUUCAUUUUCCAUUUCAUAAAUGGAAAAUUUCAAGUUGUGCAUUUUGUACGUGUAAUAAUCCAGCUAUGUCUAAUUGUGAACAAGCAUGUCAAGAUAUGGUUAGAAAUUAUGCUAAUACAGGUUGUGGAAAAACAAUACGAGGUUCAAAAACUGUUUAUAAAUAUGAUGCAGGUGGAUGUGGAAAAGGUGUUGGAAAAGAACGUCGAAUUGGUGUUCUGUUGCCGUCAUCAUCACCAUCACUAUCACCAUCACCAUCAUCAUUAUCAUCAUCAUCAUCAUCAUUAUGA